Messenger RNA from Cyanistes caeruleus (blue tit), 510 nucleotides. NCBI's taxonomy places the organism in Eukaryota, Metazoa, Chordata, Aves, Passeriformes, Paridae. The record is from RefSeq and is a predicted model, not a curated record.
AUGUCCUGCUCCAGCCUGUGCGUCCCCACCUGUGGGGUGGCCACCCCGGCCCCUCUGGCUGACACCUGCAACGAGCCCUGUGUGAGGCAGUGCCCUGACUCCACAGUGGUCAUCCAGCCCCCGCCCUCGGUGGUCACCUUCCCUGGGCCCAUCCUGAGCUCCUUCCCGCAGCAGAGUGCUGUGGGCUCUGCAGGAGCUCCCUACGUCGGAGCCGGCUCCGGUGGCUCCUUUGGAGGCCGUGGAGGCUACGGCGGUUGGGGCUACGGAGGCUACGGAGGCUACGGAGGCUACGGAGGGGGCUAUGGUGGUUAUGGGGGCUGGGGCUAUGGAGGCCGUGGUGGCUAUGGGGGCUGGGGCUAUGGAGGCCGUGGGGGCUAUGGGGGCUGGGGGAAUCUUCGGAUGGGCAUUUCCCAAGGAAUCUUUGUCCCCGUGCUCCUCCAGCCCUCCCAGGGCAGAGUUCGGAUGGUUGGGGCUCUCCCCGUGGACUCAGGUCCCGUGGGAGCCGGCUGA